Molecule: messenger RNA, 2349 nt
Organism: Penicillium salamii
Lineage: Eukaryota; Fungi; Ascomycota; Eurotiomycetes; Eurotiales; Aspergillaceae
Source: the annotation of a GenBank genome assembly
AUGAGACUAGCCGCUUAUGCUGGGGCCUCGGUGGCUCUGGCCACUGGUGUUCUUCUCAAAGCUCUUCACCAGAGGUCCAAUUUCUACUCAGCAUGCGUCUACCUCUCCCAAAGUAGUGCGAACUUAAUGAUUCUCACAAACCUCUGCCUUCUUGUCACCGGAUUCCUUCUCUUUUGGCUCCAGCGCCUCCUCUACGGACCUUUGCGACCAAUCGAGACCGAGCAACUAUAUGAGCGCGCAUGGUUUGCCGUCACGGAGACAUGUUUGGCCAUGACAAUAUUCCGCGGAGAACUGGGGGCCUGGUUCUUGGUCAUGUUCAUAUCGCUUCUGGUUGGUAAAGUUUGGGGUUGGAUCGGUGAAGGCCGUGUCGAGUUCUUGGAACAGCAGCCUCCGGCCAAUCCAAAGUUGUUCCAUAUUCGGUUGGCAGCUUCUCUCGUCCUGACCGUCACAUUCGACGUCUUCAUGCUGCGCUACUGCGUGCAAACUGUUAUCACCCAGGCCCGUCCGGACAUGAUGGUCAUGUUCGGAUUUGAGUUCGCUAUCCUUGCGAUCCUGUCGUCCUCCACCCUUUUACGAUACGCCAUCGCUCUGACCGAAAUAUCUAUCACCCGUCAACAAGUGCAGGCGAGAGUGGAGGAGCGCAGGGCCGAAAUUCGCGUUGCGCGGGCCGAAGCGAUUCAAGAAGCCGCCCGCGCAGGUGCUAGUUCCCCACCUACGGAUCUUCCCGAUGAAAAUGAUGUGAAUGAAAUGGAAAUUGAUGUCUCCGGAUGGGAGGAGAAAGGCCGCUGGGUAUUCUAUCUGGAUCUUCUGACCGACCUGUUGAAGCUCGUCAUUUACCUGACCUUCUUUGGGAUAUUGCUUACUUUCUACGGGUUGCCCAUCCACAUUCUACGCGACGUGGUGGUGACUAUUCGCUCAUUUGUUCGUCGAAUCGUGGAUUUCAUGCGCUACCGAAAGGCGACCAGAGACAUGAACGAGAGAUAUCCCGAUGCAACUGCUGAAGAAGUGACCCGAGAGGAUGUUUGCAUCAUCUGUCGCGAGGAGAUGACUCCGGUCCAGCCUGCGCAGCCUGCGGAUGGAGCAGAUGGAGCGAAUACUCGUGCUGCCGAAGCCCGGCCUGUUCCUGAGCGUCUGCGCCCAAAGAAGCUUCCCUGUGGUCAUAUUCUGCAUUUUGCAUGCCUUCGGAGCUGGCUCGAAAGGCAACAGAAUUGUCCAACCUGCCGACGGCCUGUUCUUGCGCCGCCCCGAACCGCAGGUGCUGCAGCUGCUGGCGGCAAUAAUCAACCUGGUCAGCAAAAUGGAAAUCACGCAGGGCACCAAGGCGCCGAGGGACAACAACCCCGGGGCCGGGUGUUCCAAUUUGGGCCGUUCCGGGUUGGCUUUGGAGCUGUGCGUGGAGACCUCUUCAAUAAUCUGCACCGCCAAAUACCCCAGGGGAAUUUACAGCAGCCUGUGGCAAACCCGCAGGUGAAUAUACCCGCCGGGCAGGUUGGAUUUGGGUUUGGGUUCGGGCGCCGUCCACAAAACCCUACACCCACACCCACACCCCCACCGGCCCUCGGCACGGGAGUGUCUACUGCUACUGGUAUCAGCCUUCAAUUGAUCCAGAUGGAGCAAAGAAUUACCCAUGAAAUCCAGGCCCUACAGGCUGCCACAGAACAACUCAAUCGUGUGCGUCACCUGCAGUUGGAGCUGGAUCGCCUGCGCAAUCAGCCAACGACAGUUGCCCAGCCAGGCCCAUCUCCCAGUGUCCCGUCCCCCGCCCCAGGGCUUGGAGCAUCGGUAUUCACAGCACGUCAUCAAUUUGGGGGAGCCCCGAGUAAUACUCUGAUGAAUUCGGGUGACACUCGUCUCCCUGAAGGACUGACUCUUCCUCCUGGCUGGUCCCUCCUUCCUCUCCAGCGUAUGGAAGACGGUGCUACGGCAGUACAGACACCACAGCCCGGAUCAUCCACACCCAUAAUCACUGAGCCACAGCCUUCUGCGUCGGCUGUAAACGAUGCUGCCGCUCAACCCCUUCCGACCCCUGUGCCUCAGGGCCAGUCAAAUGAGGAUGGAGCACAUGCACACGUCACCCCCGAACCCUCCACCAGCACCGCAAAUAUUGUGCCAACCCCACAGCCCACCCCCACCGUGCCUGUCCCCGAAACUCGCGCCGAGUCUCCUUCCCAAGAAUGGACCGACCUGGCACCCCGAGAGUCAUCGGAUCCGGGGUCCACCAUCCCCACAACCUGGGGUAGUGGAGAACCUUCCCAAGAACCAGCUUCUACAGAUGAUCGUCCCGCGUCCCCUUCCAAGGGAAAAGGUCGGGCUGUCACGAUUGAAGAGACCGAUGAAGAAGGGCAGUAG